Messenger RNA from Puccinia triticina, 855 nucleotides. RefSeq lists its product as uncharacterized. The transcript has 3 exons. The record is from RefSeq and is a predicted model, not a curated record. The coding region runs from base 1 to 855 and encodes 284 amino acids. Gene Ontology annotation, cellular component: mitochondrion. Lineage: Eukaryota; Fungi; Basidiomycota; Pucciniomycetes; Pucciniales; Pucciniaceae. Gene Ontology annotation, biological process: mitochondrial respirasome assembly.
AUGAUCAGGGGCGGUCGCUUUCCCAUCACCAGAAUGAGAUCACGGCUCGGUUGGCAGCUUCCAGCGGGGAAGGACCCGGGCGCGGGCUUCCACGCACUUCGGGGCUCGGGUACCUACACUCGAAAAGGCUUGGCGGGGGUGGGGCCGAAUCGCAUUAGGGAAUUUCGCGGGAAGCCAGCUGCUGAACAUCAAUCGAAACAAGAAAGGAAGAAAACAGAAAACGAGACGAUGUUGAACCUUCAGUCAAGCCCGAACAGCCCAGGCCAGGAGGGACAGGGUACCAGCAAGUAUCAAUCGAUGAUCGCAUUCGAACGGGCUACCGAUUUCGACGACGAUGAGGAUGAUCAAGCGGAUCCCAACUCUUCCACCUGGGAGCUGUUUUCCCGGAAAUUCAAAGAACAACCACUGGUCCCUCUUGGAGCCGGAGCUACGACGAUAGCGUUAUUAGGGGCUGGGCGAGCGAUCCAACGGGGGGAGUCGAACAACUUCAACAUCUGGUGUCGAUACCGAGUCAUUUUCCAAGGGUUGACGCUGCUCGCGGCCCUCGGUGGCUCACUCUACUACAACAAGGAGCGGAAUGAACUCCAGCGGGUGAAGGAGGAAGAGCGAGAGAAGAUGCGGAUCUACCAGCGGGACCUCCGGAUCCGUGCCCAGGAACGCGCCGGUCAAACCGACCAUCUCCUCAAACCAUCACCUGCCCCAUCUAACUCCGAUUCUGAUCAGCUCUCGACUUCUCACAACUCUUUGUUUAACCACCAAAAUAGCCAGAUCCGCAAAGCCUUGCUUGACCGAAAACUCUCUGAUCAUAAUAAGCAGCUCGAUAGCUCAUCUCCAAUACCCUCUGAUAAGAAUUAA